AUGCUGGCCAUUAACGCUAUCCGUCGUGCGCCUACCAUUUUGCGCAAUGCUGCACCUCUUUCGACUUGGUCCGCUGUUCCAGCCGGCCCUCCUGAUCCGAUCCUCGGUAUCACUGAGGCAUUCAAAGCCGACAAGGACCCUCGUAGAAUCAACCUUGGUGUUGGUGCAUACAGAGAUGAGGAUGGCAAGCCGUACGUUUUGAACGCAGUCAAGAAGGCUGAGGAGAAGAUUGCUGCUGCCAAGCUCGACAAGGAGUACCUCCCAAUUACCGGGUUGCCUGGCUUCACUAGCAACGCAGCUAAACUAGCGUAUGGCGUCGAUAGCGUGCCACGGAACCAAAAUGCGAUUGCUGUGACCCAGUCUAUCUCUGGAACUGGUGCUCUCAGAAUCGGUGGUACUUUCUUGGCAAGACACUACCCGCACUCCAAAACUAUUUACGUUCCUACACCCACAUGGGGCAACCACAUACCUCUUUUUAAGGAUUCUGGCCUGGAGGUUAAAUAUUACAGGUACUUUGACAAGAAAACUGUCGGUCUGGACUUUGCAGGCUUGAAGGAGGACUUACAAAAUGCCCCAGAAGGCUCCAUUGUGUUGCUGCAUGCUUGCGCACACAACCCUACUGGAGUUGACCCUACUCAGUCGCAGUGGAAAGAUAUUUCGGAUAUCAUUGCUGAGAAGAAACUUUUCCCUUUCUUCGACAUGGCAUACCAGGGCUUUGCUUCAGGCUCGACUGAUCGUGACGCAUUCGCUGUGCGAUACUUUGUCUCGCAAGGCCACCAGAUCGCUCUUUCACAAUCGUUCGCAAAGAACAUGGGUUUGUAUGGAGAGCGUGUUGGUGCGUUCUCUCUUACGACCGCUAGUGAAGAGGAGAGGAAGCGAGUGGACAGUCAAUUGAAGAUCAUUGUGCGCCCGAUGUACUCGAACCCUCCCCUGCAUGGUGCCCACAUUGCCAACACGAUUUUGUCGGACCCUGAACUCUACCAAGAAUGGGAGGGUGAAGUAAAGGGCAUGGCGGACCGCAUUAUCAACAUGCGUGAACGCUUGUACCAGCUGUUGAGCAAUGAUUUCCGGACACCUGGGGAAUGGAGUCACGUAAAGAGCCAAAUUGGCAUGUUCAGCUUCACCGGACUUAAUAAGGAGCAAUGCAAAGUCCUUGCGGAGAAGGCGCAUAUUUAUAUGACGAUGGACGGACGUAUUUCGAUGGCAGGAUUGAAUGGUAGGAACAUCGAGUACUUCGCUAAGAGUGUGGAUGCAGCAGUUAGAGGUGACUUGUAG
Messenger RNA from Suillus subalutaceus, 1275 nucleotides. RefSeq names its product pyridoxal phosphate-dependent transferase. The transcript has 6 exons. NCBI's taxonomy places the organism in Eukaryota, Fungi, Basidiomycota, Agaricomycetes, Boletales, Suillaceae. Gene Ontology annotation, biological process: biosynthetic process; L-aspartate catabolic process. Bases 1 to 1275 code for a protein of 424 amino acids. Gene Ontology annotation, molecular function: L-aspartate:2-oxoglutarate transaminase activity; pyridoxal phosphate binding. Gene Ontology annotation, cellular component: mitochondrion. The record is from RefSeq and is a predicted model, not a curated record.